GGAGAGAAAAAAAUUCAAAGUGGUUUUCGGUCUUCCCUUUGUUGCCUCAUCAAAGACUUCCAUCUUAAAGAAAACAAUGUAGGUUAGCUCUCCACCCACGAGAUGGCAGUUAUGGCAGUAGGUAAACAACCCUUUCACCCCAGCCAUUUUCAGCUCAACCUCCAUCGAACUACCUUCCUUCGAUCGUUUUCCCCUCAGGUAUAUGAACCCGACACCAUCAUUGGCAGUCAUCAACACUUCCAGCAUCAUAAUUCAUUUUGUCUCCUACCCCAAGAUGGCCAGCACUAUCAGAUCGCAGGAGGACCAGCGCGCAGGAGCAGAGAUUGUGUACGGCUCUGAAGCGUGCUUCAACCACUCCAUAUCACUCCUGGAGGAGCUGGGAUUCCCCAAGGGCGUUCUCCCCCUGCAAGACCUAGUAGAGUGUGGCCGAGUGCGAGAAACUGGGUUCGUGUGGAUGAAACAGAAGGCGCCGUACGAGCACUUCUUCACUGGGACCAACACCCGGGUGAGCUACUCCAUGGAAGUGACUGCGUACGUGGAGAAGUUCAAAAUGAAGAAGAUGACAGGCAUCAAGAGCAAGCAGGUUUUCUUGUGGGUCCCGAUAACGGAGAUGAGCAUUGACGAUCCUGCGUCUCAGAAAAUUCACUUCAAGACUCCGGUGGGAAUCGGGAAGGCCUUUCCCCUCGUGUCAUUCAUGACGGAAGAAGAGAAACAGAAAUAUCUGGAGGAAGCUCGGAAAUAAUUAAAACUUCAUGUCAAUUAUUGCCAUGGUUUCAUCGUGUGUCUGUUGAUUGUCUCUGUACUGAGUUUGCUUCUAUAAAAUUAUCAAAUUGGGAAUAA
Messenger RNA from Vitis riparia (riverbank grape), 840 nucleotides. RefSeq lists its product as uncharacterized. The record is from RefSeq and is a predicted model, not a curated record. The transcript has a single exon. Bases 203 to 742 code for a protein of 179 amino acids. NCBI's taxonomy places the organism in Eukaryota, Viridiplantae, Streptophyta, Magnoliopsida, Vitales, Vitaceae.